CCGGCAGAGAUUUCUAGAUCCAGACGACUUCAAAUCAAUUGAUCGCGAUGCGUCAAAGGAUGGCCACAAGUGGUCGCCCAGUUCAGGCGGGGUGAGAAAGUACAAUCAUUUGACCCUGACUCGAGUCAACGCGUCCUGUGCCGUGAUUCAGUUAUACCGCGUCGCGUGUGUUGUUUCUCAAUCAGCGAUAUAAGUUCACAGCGCGCUGUUCCCGACAUUUUCCCUGUCCUGCCUCAGCCCUUGUCGCGUUUGUGCUCUGCAUCUGGGGAGCCUGCAUGGAGCUACAUAUGCAUACGAGUCGUCUAUGGUCACGUGGUCUCCUCUCAUAUCUGCCGCCCAUAUUUGCCGUCGUCUCUCUAGUCCAUGUCCUUCAGAAAUAUGCAUGGACUCGUUGGUCUCGAGAGAAGGGAAAGGAGGAAGAUGAAGGACCUGAUCUCUCGGCCGAAAGCCUACUGGAGACAGUGCAAAAAUAUGAUGGACCUGUGAUCCUGUUAUUCAGACUACUACGGCUUCUGACGGUCUUAGCUCUCUUGUCGAUUGAGGUUUAUGAACAUAGCACAGGACAUGGAUCCGGGGCUAAAGCGCUUCAGAUCCCGCUUUUUAUUUAUGCCUCCUCACUUGCCGUGCUAUCCAUGGCCACCCCUACAUAUUGGAGGGACAUAGUAUCUUUACAGCUUGCUCUCGUCCUUUUCGUGGAUUUCCUGGUAUACUUUGUUCUGGAUGUAUGGCCAUAUGCAAUGCUUAGUCCGAAACCUUUCGAUCUUGUGCACGAGCCCGCGACGUGGGUGCGCGUUGCUCUCCUUGCUUUGGGUGGUGUCAUUAUUCCUCUCGUGAUGCCACGACCUUUUCGCCCGUCGUCGCCAGAUGACGAGCCUAGUUCGUCGGAGACAGCAAGUUUGUUGUCGCGUUAUACGUACUCUUAUCUAGAUCGCAUUGUUUGGUUUGCGUUUCGGGUGCCUGACAUCACUGUGAAGGACAUGCCGGAAAUGCCUGGUCCGGCGAAGAUGGAAGUGCUAGCAAAGCGGGCAUUGGCAGCUGUUGAUCCCGUGCAAGUUGGAAAGCGGCACAUUGUCUGGGGAAUCCUGAAGGUGUGGCGCAGGGAAUUUGUGCUAAUGACGCUCUUUCAAUGUCUGUGGUCACUUGCGGAGUUUGCAAGCCCAUACGGCAUGCGAAACCUUCUUGUUUCCAUGGAGACUGGUAUUCCCUCGCAUGGUUUGCACACUUGGGUUUGGAUUCUUGUUCUCGUCGUUGGACCCGUCGUAUCUGGAUUCUUGUACAAUCAGUGGUUAUAUGAAGCUACACGUAUCAUCGUUGAGAACGGAAGUGUAUUUACAUAUCUCGUCUUCCAUCAUGCAUUACGGAUCCGAUUGAAGAGUGACUCACUUGAUUCGGACACUGGAAAAGGUAGUAAUAACGACAUCCCAGAAACAAACGAAGAGAACACCCAGACGACAGAAACGCCAGCGACAACAGAUGCCGAUUCAUCUACGGAAGAAGCCAGUAACGUAGCUCCAGCAUCGACUACAACGGCUGCAAGUGGUUUCAGCUCACAACAAGCUACAAAGGACAAGAAUUCCCAGGAGAGAACUGGACAUAUUAUUGGCAAAAUCAAUAAUCUUAUCACAUCAGACCUCACCGCACUUGCUGAUUUGCACUAUGUGACGACACUGCCUGGCAUUCUCGUGCAACUCGUCCUUUCCAUUGUCUUCCUGUAUGAUUUGCUUGGUUGGAGCGCUUUCGUAGCUCUUGGUGUGAUGAUUGUAUGCCUCCCGAUCCCUGCCCUUAUUGGAAAUUCAAUGGCAACUGUCCAGCAAGGCAAAAUGCAAGCUACAGACAAGCGCGUGCAAUCAGUAACGGAAGCAUUGGGCGUCAUCAGGAUGAUCAAACUCUUCGGCUGGCAGCCAUACACGCUCAAGCAACUCGGUAAUCGUCGUGAUGAAGAGCUCACGAGGAUUCGACGAUUUAAACUGCUGACUUUGGCUAUGAAUGCCUCGAACGACAUGCUUCCCCUCUUGUCCAAACUUGCCGCGAUUUCAAUAUAUACGCUUGUCACCAAGGGGGAACUUUCUGCGUCGCGCAUAUUUGCAGCGCUUAUGGUUUUUGGCUUGAUGGAGCAGCAGCUGUGGAUGAUCAUGGCCACGCUACCUGGUCUUCUAAAGUCCAAGGUCUCAUGCGACCGUUACACACAUUUCUUAAACUCGACCGAGCUGUUAUGUGAAGGAAAUGCUGUGUACACUAGUACCGGUGAAAGGAUAUCUUCGGAAGAUAUUGAACGCGAGCAGCCAGGAUCCGAUGUGAUUGGCUUCAAACAGUGCGCAUUCUCUUGGGACACCCCGAAGACGAAGGAAUCCGGAACACCAAGGAAGCAUCAUACUCGGAAGCAUUUCAGCCUUCGCUUUGAUGACGAAGUGACCUUUAAGCCUGGUCAGAUCAACCUCAUUGUUGGACCGACGGCUGCAGGAAAGACAUCGGUUCUUUUGGCGCUACUGGGAGAGAUGUAUUGCAAGCCGCAUGGGGUCGGGUCGUGGUACAACCUUCCCCGUGAUGGUGGUAUUGCAUAUGCACCACAGGAAUCAUGGGUGCUCAAUGCGACAAUCAGGGACAAUAUCUUGUUCGGAGAACCAUACAACGAAGACCGAUACAAGAAAGUAAUUAGCCAGUGCGCUCUCGAGAGGGACCUUGCUCUAUGGGAAGCUGGUGACCUUACGGAAGUCGGCGAGAAGGGCUUGACGCUAAGUGGUGGACAAAAGGCCCGAGUUACACUCGCGCGUGCAUUAUAUUCUUCCGCGUCUAUUCUUCUUCUGGACGAUGUCUUAGCCGCCCUAGACGUCCACACUGCGAAAUGGAUAGUCGAUAAAGCUUUGCAAGGUGAUCUGAUUCAAGGGCGUACAGUAUUGCUUGUAACACACAACAUUUCUCUUGCCGGACCCAUCGCCGGACAUGUUGUCGUAUUGACGCGUCACGGGACGGUCUCAGCUCAAGGAACUGUUUCGGAGGUACUGAAUAAAGACUCUCGGCUACGGGCUGAAGCCGAGAAGGAACGAGAAGCAGCUAAUCAAGAAAUUGAGAGCAAGAUGGACGAAGCCAUAAAAGACAAGGAUGCAGACUCAGAGGACUCGAAGAAAGCUGCAGGGAAGCUGGUCGUUGCUGAGGAAAAAGCUAUGGGGCGUGUGGAGCUGGCAGCAAUCUUGCUCUAUGUUGCGAGCAUGGGUGGAGCGUUCGUCUGGAUAUCCAUCGUUGGCUCGCGAUUAUUGGCAAUGGUGAUCAUGGUAAUGCAACAAUGGUUCAUGGGCUACUGGUCCAACCAAUAUGAGACUCAUCCUGCUUCGGAGGUGCCUGUACUUAGGUACCUGUUUCUCUAUGCGUUCGCAAAUCUUUUGCGAUACGCGGCAGAUUUCAGCUCUCAGUUGCUAUGGCUCUUCAGGUCGCUGAGAGCAUCAAAAAUCAUACAUUCGCGUUUGCUGCAAAGCAUUUUUACGUCUUCGUUCAGGUGGCUCGACAUUACGCCAGUUGGUCGCAUCGUCACAAGAUGUACACAAGAUAUGAGCAUCAUCGACGAUCAACUCUCCAUGUUUUCGGAAAUAUUUCUUGGAAUGACGCUCAAUAUGAUAUGCUAUUACUUCGCGGCCGUCUACAUGGCCGGUUGGUAUGCGUUCAUCUCCGGCCUUGUGAUUGGAAUCCUUGCCACUUCACUGGGACGAAUCUAUUUGAAGUGUCAGAUGUGCACCAGACGGGAAAUGAGCAAUGCCAAAGCGCCAGUCUUGUCUCAAGUCGAGACAGCCUUAUCAGGUCUACCUUCGAUCCGAGCGUAUAGCGCGCAAGAUCUCUUCUACAACGAACUUAAGAAUCGCAUUGAUGUGCUUGCACGCACAUCAUACUGUUUCUAUGACAUAAACCGUUGGGUGAGCAUUCGAAUGGACUUCCUUGGUGCCAUUUUUGGGGGAGUCGUGGCGGCAUACCUUGCAUAUGGUAGUAAUAUUCCGGCUGGCUAUGCUGGAUUCACACUGUCUGCUGUUUUGUCAUUUUCCGCCCAAAUCUUGUUCUGGGUCCGCUUUUAUAAUCUUGCCGAGAUCCAAGCGAAUAGCCUGGAGCGGAUGCUUGAGUUCAUGCGCAUCGAUCAUGAACCAGCUCCAGGCGAGAGUGGAAAGCCACCCGCAUACUGGCCGUCAAGCGGGGAGCUGUGUGUUGAGAAGCUCUCUGCUAGAUAUUCCGAUGAUUCACCCGCAAUAUUGAAAAACAUAUCAUUCAACGUUAAAUCAGGAGAGCGAGUCGGUAUUGUUGGCCGAACUGGAGCGGGAAAGUCCAGUGUUGCAUUGGGCCUAUUACGAGCUAUCAAGACAGAAGGAAAAGUCUAUUACGAUGGUCUCGCUACCGAUGAAAUCAACCUGGACUCCUUACGUACAAACAUCACGCUCAUCCCUCAGCAACCUGAACUUAUUCACGGAACGCUUCGCGAGAACCUUGAUCCCUUUGAGCAGCAUGACGACGCAACUCUGUAUGAUGCGUUGAAUGCCGCAGGUUUCUUCAGUAUUAAGGAUUUAGCUUCGCAAAAGCAACCUGACGGGCACGUCAAUGACACAACAGCGGAACAGUGUGCGGAUGGCUCAGAAUCAAGCGCAAAGAUUGGACUUGACACUAUGGUCGAGAGUGGCGGGACGAAUUUCUCAUUGGGCCAGCGCCAGAUUAUCGCUCUUGCACGAGCCAUUGUCCGAAGGAGCAAGCUAUUGAUUCUUGACGAAGCCACAGCCGCUAUUGAUUACGAUACAGACACUGCAAUACAAAAUACACUGCGCACGGAGUUCAGUAAGGAUACUACGCUGCUUACUAUUGCGCAUCGUCUACAGACAAUCGUCGAUUAUGACAAAAUCAUGGUGCUAGACGCGGGCGAGCUUGUGGAAUUCGACAGCCCCAACGCUCUGCUGGAGAAGGAAGACGGAUAUUUCCGCGCACUGGUGGACGAAAGCGAUGAUCGCGAUCUUCUUCGUAACCUAGCCAGCCGGCAGUAACAUUGACCCUAUCAUUUCGACGCCGGUUCAUCUUGUCAGCUGAGAUCCAACGCAGAACCUAUUUGUCUUCCAUUCAAGUUCAGUCGUAGGAGCGUAGAGAUGUAAACGUUGAUGAGUGAUGUUUAUCGCGUAUAAUAAAGCACAACUCGAAACAAGCAAUUCCUGAGGCAGUCAUGAUGGAUUGAUCCUCAUUGGAGACCCGACCUCGCUCCUUAGGCAUGUGUAUUCCAAGAUUGGCACCCUGGAAUAUCUGUCACUUUCACGUUGCUCCGCUCAACUUGUCGACUCAUGUCUAGAACGCAUAACUUCCCUUGCUUUCGACUGAUACUGUCUCGAAAACACAAUACUGAAGGGCGAAAUGACAAUAUCGACAAAGGCAAGUUCUUGCGCAGUAUUGAUUAAAUCUAAUGCUCCGGCUUCUUUUCCC
Molecule: messenger RNA, 5433 nt
Organism: Fomitiporia mediterranea MF3/22
Lineage: Eukaryota; Fungi; Basidiomycota; Agaricomycetes; Hymenochaetales; Hymenochaetaceae
Product: P-loop containing nucleoside triphosphate hydrolase protein
Exons: 29
Coding region: 276-5006 (1576 amino acids)
Biological process (GO): transmembrane transport
Cellular component (GO): membrane; fungal-type vacuole
Molecular function (GO): ATP binding; ATP hydrolysis activity; ABC-type peptide transporter activity
Source: RefSeq, a predicted model, not a curated record